UAACGUUUUUAACAACUGUGUUAUCAUUUGCUAGUACUGGUAAUUGGUGACAUCUUUGAGUAGAAAUGUCAAACUAUAAAUUUUUUGAUUGAUUGAUAUUUCGGUCGGUAAUUAAAAACACGUGCCAUGUGGUUUGGUAUUUUUUUUAGUUUAUAAAUUAAUUUUAUAAACGUUUGGCUGUAAUUAGUGUACUAAAAUUUUUAUAAUUAAAUCUGUGAUAGUUUUGAUAAAAUAAUUAAUUAUGGAAAAUGUUACGCAUUUGUGGAAUAUUACAAAAUUUUUGUCUAAACACAAAAACCCACAAGCUAAUGAACUUCGCAAUUAUUAUGUACAAUGCUGUAAAGAAUUAACAAGCGAUGGAGAAUUACCAAAACAAAUUUUUGGUACAAAUACAAUGUGCUCUUAUUGCGGUUCGUUAUGGAAUACAGUAGAUUACAAAGUAAGAUUGAUCCGUGGAAAACCAAUACCGAAUUCGGUUAAAAAAUUGAUUAAAAAUUCGAAUAAUAAUUUACAAUUGUCAAUGUAUCAAAGUAGACUAGUACGUAAAUGUAUGAAGAAUCGGUUGAAUAAAUUGCUUAUAAUUUGUUCGAAUUGUAAAAAGAAAAAUAAAGUUACGUUAAAUAAACCAGAUCGAUUAAAAAUAGUAAGAUCAGAAAAUAUGACUGAUAAAACACCGAAGAAAAAAAAGAAACGGAUUAGAGAUAAAACUGCUGGUUUAUUGAUAAAUACUCCGAAUGUAAAAGAUGAUCAGAGGGUUGGGAUUAAAAAAAAUGACAUUGAUACACCUAAAUUAUUAAAUUCCAAAGAGAAGUAUAAAAGAAGCAAUAAUAUUAAUAAUGCUAACGCAUCCGGGAGUAAGCCGAAGAAAAUAAAUAUUUCAAAAUUGAAGGGAAUAAUCAAUACAUCAAUUACACCGUCCAGAAGAAGUAGCCUUCAUAAUUUUUUAACUGAACUUGGAUAAUUUAUUUGUUUAUCAUUAUUUUUUUUUUGUAUUUUUAUAAGUUAAUAAUGUAAAUAAAAAAAAUAUUCUUAUCUUUCAACUUAA
This is a messenger RNA of Microplitis demolitor, 1045 nucleotides long. RefSeq lists its product as uncharacterized. The transcript is spliced from 2 exons. The coding region runs from base 242 to 961 and encodes 239 amino acids. Lineage: Eukaryota; Metazoa; Arthropoda; Insecta; Hymenoptera; Braconidae. The record is from RefSeq and is a predicted model, not a curated record.